CAACUGGGUAAUUGUAUAGGAAAAGGUCAGUUUAGUUCUGUUUAUAGAGCUCUAGAUCUUAACAAAGGGGAAACGGUAGCUAUUAAAAGAUUAUAUAUAGACGGUGAUCAACAAAUAAUGAAAGAAGUAACGUUGCUAAAAGCAUUAUCUCAUCCAAAUGUCAUUCAAUACUUGGGUUAUAUACAAACGUCACAAAGUAUAAACAUCGUUUUAGAGUAUGCAGAGAAUGGAUCCUUAUUAGCAACAUUAAAGGCCUUUGGCGCCUUCCCCGAACGACUUGUAGCUUCCUUUUGUAUUAAAAUCUUGCAUGGUCUUGAGUAUUUACAUGAAAACCACGUAGUACAUUGUGAUCUAAAAGCAGCCAAUAUUUUGACAACCAAGACAGGCGAUGUCAAAUUGUCUGAUUUCGGUGUCUCACUUAAUUUAAAGAAAUUAAAUCAUAGUCAGAAGACAGGUCAUCUUGUCUCCGGAACACCCAACUGGAUGGCGCCAGAAGUGAUUGAAUUAAAAGGAGCAUCCACUAAAUCUGAUAUUUGGUCUUUAGGCUGUACACUCAUCGAAUUAGUGACAGGGAAACCACCUUACGCAGAUAUGUUGGCCAUGUCUGCCAUGUUUCAUAUAGUCGAGGAUGAAAGCCCACCUUUACCUUGCUCAAUAUCAGAGGACAUGAGAUCCUUUUUAUUAGCUUGUUUCCAAAAGGAUCCUUUCAAGAGGCCUUCAGCAACAGAGCUUAAGCAACAUUCCUGGAUUUUGCAAUAUGAUGGCCGAUCAAUUACAAGAAAAAUAAAGUCCUCACCACAACAGCAAGAAGAAGAAUCUAUAAAAGAAGAAAAGAGGAAAACAGAUUCAAUAGAAGAGUCUUUAGUAGAUAAAAAUUUAUCCCAUCGAUUUCUUUAUACAACUUUUAGAAAAGGCGUUAUUUGUAAAGUAUGUAAUGAAAUAGUAAAUACACAGUUUAUGAUUUGUCAAGUAUGUUUAAUUAUUUGUCAUGAAGAAUGUAAAAAAAGAGUAUCUCCAUGUUUGCUGAAAAUCAAUGGUCAACAACCUACUUUUAAUGUAAGUGUAUUACUUUGA
Molecule: messenger RNA, 1074 nt
Organism: Cokeromyces recurvatus
Lineage: Eukaryota; Fungi; Mucoromycota; Mucoromycetes; Mucorales; Mucoraceae
Product: kinase-like domain-containing protein
Exons: 4
Biological process (GO): protein phosphorylation
Molecular function (GO): ATP binding; protein kinase activity
Source: RefSeq, a predicted model, not a curated record